Truncatella angustata is the source of this 1359-nucleotide messenger RNA. RefSeq lists its product as uncharacterized. The transcript has 5 exons. The record is from RefSeq and is a predicted model, not a curated record. The coding region runs from base 1 to 1359 and encodes 452 amino acids. Lineage: Eukaryota; Fungi; Ascomycota; Sordariomycetes; Amphisphaeriales; Sporocadaceae.
AUGAGCGCACUUGAACGAUUCGCACGGCGAAAUUAUAGUACGAGGUCACGCCGUGAGGGAACGCUCGGGAAGUCGAGACCAGCACCCAUCCAAACCCUAGAAGUUGGCUACCCUAAGUCGUCUUUAUUUGACAGACCCAAGGAUAUUAUCAUGAAUCAACUCUUGACCCCGACUAUACGGCACUUCAGCUUUGAUGGAGCUAGUAUUCCUUUCUCGAAAAAGUCACCUUGGCCCAGAAUGCAAUCAGCCGAAUCUUUACAAUCAGAUGAUCCCGGAGAAACUGAAUGGGACAAGUCGGCACUACAAGAUCUGUCCAACUCGAUCAGGGCUUCGAUAAGGCACGACGAGAGCAUCGGUCCCGAUACCAGCAAACUCAGCGUCUUCCUCGAAAUAGUCCUGAAGGACGAGGAACGCAGACACCCGACAAUGGGUUUCGAGACGAUCGAGCAUGCGCGCCUUGACAAGUUACUAGAUGAGUUGAUACAAUUCGCUGGGUUGAUGAAAGCAGCGAGCUGUUCCGUCGAGCUGCCUCUAAGGUUCCGGGUUGAUAUCGCGCACUGUAAGAAGUUGCGUGUGCUCUGGAGACAUCGCUUUCGGGAGCAGUAUGCCUUGAUCGACCAAUUUAGAUGCGCCUUAAUGGUCAAAGGAGGCCGGUUGAAACAAGGCUCUUCAUCUUCUGAUAUGAUCUAUGACCUCGGGCUGUGGCAAACGGAUACAAUGACCAAUCUAGUUGGCGAGGUCGAGGGUAACCAGCAGUUUGAAGCUGGACAUUGGUGGCUGAACAACGUAUGCGCACAUAGAGAUGGCAUAGUGGGUUGCCCGCUCGAAAGACCAACCAGUGGCCGAUACGGAAUUACAGCUCUUCCAUUGCUCACUGGACGCGAGGAGCUAAUCCGCCGAGGUGAACAGCAUGUCAUCAAAUAUAUACGCGAGGGCAGCCGUUCUGGUGACAUGCACAUACCCAUAAUCUCAGAGGUUGGGCGGCAAAUCCGUGUAUUGAGAGGAUACAGACUGAAGAGUAUAUUUGCGCCGGAAGCUGGUGUGCGUUAUGAUGGGUUGUAUAUUGUUCGACAAUAUGGGACAAAAUUGAACGAAGUCAUGAAUAUACACAGGCUGGUGUUGACCUUGGAAAGAGUUCAGGGCCAGGAGACAAUGGAGUGCUUAAAACGGAUACCCAAGCCAUCGCAGCUCGACGAUUGGAAACUGUACGAGAAACUCGAAGGUGACAAGAUCAAAUUAACAGAAGGCGAAGCAAAGUUCUUCGAUUGGACGGUCGAGCGGGAAGAAGAGAGGCUAGAUCGAGCGGACUAUGUACGCGACCGCCAGUUCCGAGCCUCGUUCUCUUGGAAGUUGGAAUGA